UCUGUUGCCAGUACUUCUCCGACGAGCGAUCGAAUUUCAACCGAGUGCGAAAUAUAUUGCGAUUAUCAAAAAUGUCUGGAACAUUACCAACCACCUAUGUGAAGGGUUUCCACGAUGAGGAUAAGGUGCGUCGCAUGGAAUAUCGCAAUCUCGGAAAGACCGGCCUGAAAGUCUCGAAAGUCUCAUUCGGAGGCGGUGCGCUCUGCGCCAACUACGGCUUUGAACUUGAAGAGGGCAUCAAGACUGUGCAUGAGGCCCUGAAGUCGGGAAUCAAUUAUAUUGAUACGGCCCCAUGGUACGGUCAGGGUCGCUCUGAAGAGGUCCUUGGCCAGGCGCUGAAAGGAGUGCCCCGGGAAUCCUACUACAUCGCCACCAAAGUGGCUCGCUACGAACUGGACUAUGAGAACAUGUUUGACUUCAGCGCCAAGAAAACCCGCGAAAGCGUGGAGAAGAGUCUGAAACUCCUGGAACUGGACUACGUGGACGUCAUCCAGAUUCACGACAUCGAAUUCGCCAAAGAUUUGGACAUUGUCAUCAACGAGACCUUGCCCACACUGGAGCAACUGGUCAAGGAGGGCAAGGCCAGGUUCAUUGGUGUGUCAGCUUACCCGAUUUCAGUGCUUAAGGAGUGCCUGACCCGAGCGGCAGGAAGAUUCGAUACGGUUCUCACAUAUGCCAGAUACACCCUGACCGACGAAACGCUCCUGGAGUACCUGGACUUCUUCAAGUCCCAGAACCUCGGAGUCAUCUGUGCCGCUGCCCACGCCCUUGGGCUCCUAACCAACGCUGGACCCCAGCCGUGGCAUCCGGCUAGUGACGAGCAGAAGGCCAUUGCUCGAAAGGCAUCGGAAAUCUGCAAGGAGCGCGGGGUGGAGCUGGGCAAGCUGGCCAUGUUCUACACGAUGAAGGGACUGCCCGGAGUGACCACCUUCCUCACGGGCAUGCAGAGCAGGGAGUUGCUGCGGAUCAACCUGGAGGCCUUCGAACUGGGCCUCAACGAUAAGGAGCAGGAAGUGCUGCAGUACCUGAAAGAAAAUGUUUUGACCAAACCUUUCGAUUGGGAGGGCAACGAACUGGAGCGAUAUUGGGCAGCCAUAAAGCAAAAGUAAACGAGGAGGAUUACCUGGAAAACGGGACGAGAAAGAAUAAAGACUUUAACUGGAAUUUGCAUUAUUGUUGUCUUCCCUGCGUGACCUUUUCGAAUGGAUUUUUAGUGCCCGUGUCCUAUAAAUGAACUUGAAAACCAAAAAUCAAUUUAUUUUGCAGCUCGAAAUUGAUAACCAAUUAAUCAGGGGGUGAUAAUAUUUGCAGAUAGCUAAUAACAAUAAGUAAUAACCGAUAAGUGAAGAGCACUUCAAAAGAACAUCAGAAAAGGGUGACAUAAAUUGUAGGAAAGGUAAGUUACACAGAAGCUUUUGUUUUAAUAUACGCCAACUGGAUCAAAACACCAUUAAAGAUUAAAAAAUAUCAUUGUCGCCAAA
Drosophila rhopaloa is the source of this 1481-nucleotide messenger RNA. Its product is annotated as L-galactose dehydrogenase. The transcript has 4 exons. Bases 72 to 1109 code for a protein of 345 amino acids. Lineage: Eukaryota; Metazoa; Arthropoda; Insecta; Diptera; Drosophilidae. Gene Ontology annotation, cellular component: cytosol. Gene Ontology annotation, molecular function: L-galactose dehydrogenase activity. The record is from RefSeq and is a predicted model, not a curated record.